CCCAACACAGUGCUAAAACCCAGAAAAUGGCCGACCCCAAUCCCCCGUCUGAAAAUCUUCCCCCAUCUUCUUCAGCCAAAGCCGGAACCGACAUCAAGAAAAUACUUGGGGGCGAUCAUAAGAUCCACUUCCCGAACCCGCCGGACCCAUCAAACCCGGACCCGGCUACUCUACGGGAGCAGUGGAGAUACGCCGUCAGGCAGUACAGUAGAAUGUACUCCCACGCCUGGGGCACCGCCAUUCUCGCCGGAGCUUCCUUCUUUGCCCUCGGCUGGUUCAUCAAAGGUGGCAAUCCACUACCCUCUUUCGGCACCCACGACGAUCCUCCUCCUCCGGCCGACAAUACUGAGGAGCCUCGCCACGGGGCAUGAGUGUUCUACUUUCUAAGUCAGGUUGUGUUCCCCCUGUUGUGUUCUGUUAAGUUUAAAAUCAAGUUUUCAGAUUUGCCAUGUUUUCCAAGAAUCUAUUACAAGAAAUUGACUUUUAUGUAUGACGGAGAAAUUAUGUAAUCAUGCUCAAGAACACUCUACUAUGAUUGUUUAAUGGUUGAACCAAUAAUCAGUGGAACAAUUCGUAAUAGAUCUGUAAA
Argentina anserina (silverweed cinquefoil) is the source of this 589-nucleotide messenger RNA. RefSeq lists its product as uncharacterized. The transcript has a single exon. Bases 27 to 371 code for a protein of 114 amino acids. The record is from RefSeq and is a predicted model, not a curated record. Lineage: Eukaryota; Viridiplantae; Streptophyta; Magnoliopsida; Rosales; Rosaceae.